Scomber scombrus (Atlantic mackerel) is the source of this 6689-nucleotide messenger RNA. RefSeq names its product sorting nexin family member 30 (gene snx30). The transcript has 9 exons. The coding region runs from base 172 to 1503 and encodes 443 amino acids. NCBI's taxonomy places the organism in Eukaryota, Metazoa, Chordata, Actinopteri, Scombriformes, Scombridae. Gene Ontology annotation, molecular function: phosphatidylinositol binding. The record is from RefSeq and is a predicted model, not a curated record.
UAGGAGUCAGCUGACAGUAGUGACCAACCAGCGGGUGUAACAUCUCCACUGAGCUGUACCUUUUCGGAGGAAAAAGAAGGAACCUGUCGUCUGUUUUCACUCUAUCAGCCGCGGAGAACCGGACAGCCGUCACCCUCCCACAACUGGCCACGUCUCCUCGCCUCCCGCAGGAUGAGUGUCGGUGCUCCGAGAGGCCUGGCCAGCUCGGGGCAGAAGCCCAUCGCGGAGAUCCUACACCCGCUGUCCGCCGCCCAGGAGCCGCUGUCCCCGGGGCUAGAUGUCACUGUCACCGUCGGGGUGGACAAGGAAGCCGGGCUGACCAACGGCACGCCGGUCGAGACGUCGAGUCCCGCCUCCGCGUCCUCGCUGUUCAACAGGCUGCAGCUGGAUGACGACCUGGAAGCAGACACCCGUGACCCCUACGCCUCCACCGAGACCCGCGACCUUUUCGUCACAGUCGACGACCCGAAGAAGCACGUCUCCACCAUGGAGACCUACAUCACCUACAGAGUCUCCACCAAGACGUCGCGGAUAGAGUUUGACCUGCCGGAGUACUGCAUGCGGCGGCGCUACCAGGACUUUGACUGGCUGAGGAUCAAGUUGGAGGACAGUCAGCCGACCCACCUCAUCCCCCCGUUGCCAGAGAAGUUCGUGAUGAAGGGCGUAGUGGAUCGCUUUUCGGAGGAGUUUGUGGAAACACGCAUGAAAGCUCUGGACAAGUUCCUGAAGCGAGUCGCUGACCACCCCGUCCUCUCCUUCAAUCCUCAUCUAAACGCUUUCUUGUCUGCCAAGGACCUGAACAAGCGUCAAGGUCUGGCCCUGCUGACCAAGGUUGGCGAGUCGGUGAAGCACGUGGCUGGAGGCUACAAGCUGCGGGCGCGGCCAGCCGAGUUCUGUGCCAUGGGGGAGUACCUGGACACCUUCACCCAGAAACUGGGAACCAUCGACCGCAUUGCUCAGAGGAUCCUCAAAGAGCAGUCAGAGUACCUAACAGAGGUUCGUGAGUACGGCACAGUGUACUCCAGCUGGGCGGGGUCGGAGGAGGAGCUGCAGCGCCCCCUGGAGGGCGUGGCAGACAGCGUGUCGACAUGCUGCAGAGGACUGGUUGACCAGAGCGAGAACAUGAGUCAGGACUUCCUGCCUGUACUCAGAGAAUACAUCCUUUACAUAGAGUCCAUGAAGAACGUCUUGAGGAAGCGAGACCAGAGCCAGGCGGAGUACGAGGGACGACUAGAAGCUGCCAUAUUGCGUAAACAGGAGGACAGAACGCCUAUCCCAGUGGAAGUAGAAAAAUGCCAGGACAAAGUGGAGUGUUUUAACGCUGACCUGAAAGCAGACUGGGAGCGCUGGCAGAGCAACAAGAGACAAGACUUCAAGCAGCUUCUCACCGGCAUGGCCGACAAAAACAUCAACUACUAUGAAAAGUGCCAGGCAGCGUGGGAGUCGCUCAUAACUCUCCUCCAGGACAAACAGACUGAGGACAAAACGAGCGAGACGAACUGAAACAUCUCCUCAUGUCUCAGACCCCAUCCUCUCUGUAUCACACACUCUCUCUCUCAUGCCAAGGAAAAGGACCAACAGGGGCGGCAGAUUUUAACUGCUGGAUUUAGCCCCAGUUCUCCUGUGACAUGAUUGUACUGAGGGGAGUCGUCUCUCUGCAAAGGAGGUAACGAACGGUGCAUUCAAGGACAGCAGGGAAAAAGGAGAGACCUACUAUGUACAGACAUUUUCCUUUUGUUUUACGCCGUUGUUAUUGACUUUUUCUACUUCAUAUUUCCAGUUAACAGUUGUUUGCCAAUGCUACUUAUUUAACAACAGUCUCAGAGAGGCGUGUUCUCAGUCUUUUCUUUCCAUUUUCACAUCAAGCUGAAUGUGAAGCUUAAUUCUUCAGCGCUGCAGAAGUUUUGUUGUUGUUUUUUCUAAAGGAUAUUUUUAGUAGGUGUGAAGUAUGAAGUAUUUGGACCCCUGUCAGGCUGUAAAAGCCGCUGAAAAUGUAACACUAACACUCUCCAAAGAAACAAGACUCCUUAAAAAAGAUUUUUCAGUAUCUUAUAUCUUAUCAUUUAGAGGGCCAGACAGGUUAUUCUUUCAUGUUUCAGCCCAGAAACUCUGUACUUGUAAGAAUAACUGCUGACCCUCAAAUGUUACAGUUUUCCUCGCUUCCAUUUAUCUCAGUGCACUAUGAAAACCAACUUGCAGUAACUUGAAAUUGUGGCAUCAAAGCUUCACAACAUGGCCUUGUGUUCGACCAGAAGAGUCGAGGGGGAAAAAAGUAGGAAGUGUAGCGACAGAUGUCAACGUAAGACAUCUGUAAAAGUCUCUCUCAGCUCUUCAAAGGGAAACUUUAGGAUUUAUUUGACAUAUUUUUGAUUCACACCUUUUACAGAUAAAUAAACGGUAAGAAAAUCUGUUAAACAAUGACGACACAGGGGUGUGUGUGUGUGUCUGAGUUGAACGCUGAGCUUUAUGAGGAACGUGAUGUUAUUUUUUUUUGUUUUUACCCCAUGAAGCUGAGCUCAGAUAUAAACUGUAGAUUUGGUUAGAUUUGUGUUGUGGAAGAAUAAAGUGCAGCAGUGCCACCUGGUGGUCAAUCUGCUGAUUAAUUUUUUAAAUGGUAGCUUUUAACGGUGUGCUACCUCUUUGUUGAUGUAUAUAUUUCUUUACCGUGGCCAUUUACAGCUGCAGGAAUGAUUUCACCUCUCAUCUUGAAGCACAGGCUUGAAGUCAGUUUGGGAUGCUAAAUGGCACAGUGGGCAGAUUAACAUGAUGAAAAGCACUGAGAGGGAAUUAAAGGCUGCUUAACUGGAAUGUAUUCUCUUUAGACUCAUGAAAACGAGUGGGGUGUUUCUGAUGAACAUUUUACAAUAACAUGUAAUUCUUUUGCAGUGAUUCACCUUAGUGAUGCAUUUAUACAUUGCAUUGGUAACAUGUGACAUCAUCACACCCCACUAACAGAAUUAAUGUCUACUUUCAAGGAGAAUAAGUGUUGAAGACAUUGUUUUUCUUUCACACUGUGCAGAGUUGUCAGGUGAACAUCGGUCUGAGUUGGAAUCAGGGAAUUUCUUACGCAUGCUGGCUCAGAGAGAAACAAAGAGCAGUGAGGCAUCUGGGAAAUCUGUGUUAACACUUGAGGGGGUGGAUAACUGAAGAUUUUCACUAGUAAAGUUGUGAAGACUCCUCAGGUUGGAGACAGACAUUGCAAAAACCAAACUCUUUGUGUUCUUAAAAUACGUGAACUGUGUGAAAUGACUGAAAACCAAGUGGUGUAAGUGGCCCUAGUUUUAAAGCUUUUGUUUCUUGGUUUAAGAAAAUAAAUUAUUUCUCUUAGUUUGAUGCUAAAUGAGUAAUGUGGAAAUUAUAAGCGGUUUGGGUCUGUUGUAGCCUCUGACGAAGCAGUUUGACGCCGUGACUUUGUCUGCUCUGCUGUGACUCAACAUUUUGAAAGUGUAGCAGCACUUCAGCGUGUACCACCAGCAGCGUUUUUGCAUCACACUUGUUUCCUCUUUUUUUUUUUUUUUUACUCAAACUGUUGCUGAUGUGGCUGUAAAGGAAAAAUCCACUCUCAGAUAUUCUGUUAUACAUUAAUGUGUUAUUUUUGCUGUAUCCUUUUUAUUUUGGUGAUUUGUCACUUUUCUCGAAAUGGAGAGUUGGGUACAGUUGUUUUUUAUUGCUGCAACCAAUUUUUUUCCUGAACCACACUUCAUUGUAUAUUAUAAUAAUAAUAAUAACAGAUGAACAGCAAAACUACAUAGAAAAAAGGGAUGCCUUUUUGAUGUAUUUCUGAACCUAUUGUAGUUGUUCUGCUGCACCAAAGGGUGGAUUUUUCUUUUAAUGAUGAAUAACUUUGGUUAAAUGAUGACAUCUGGUGGUACAUAACAAAUUAUAAUAUUUUCAAGAAAUGUUUUAAAUGACACUGGACACAUGUUAAAUCAGCCAAUGCAAAGUAGUUGCACGUUGCUGAGGGUUUAAGAUCCCCAUUGAGUAAUUUGGGUUUUCCCCCCCUAAUAGUCUGCAAGCUGAUGACUCUCAGAAACAUGACAAAUGAUGACCAGAGCAGAAUCAGUCAUGUGACGUCUUUCCAGGAAAACAAAGGCGCUGAUUUUGUUAAUUUGUGUUGCAGCCGUAUAAAUGAGAAUUUUGUUUGGAUAAAUGAAAUCACUUCUGUUUGGAAAAAGUUUCUUUAGCAUCAUUUCAUUUAUUGACAAGUCUUUGGGGUCAAUGAUCAGUGAUGCCUGUUAUUGUAAGAAAAUUGUUGUUUCUGUUAAAACAGACGUGCAUGAGGCAGCUACUGUGUCCUCUCACUAACAGAAGUCUGGGAGGUGACACAUGAAGGAAAUUGUAUGCUUAUGUAGGUGUUUUCAAAUCAGCCGGUUAGAAGUCUUGUACGUCCAGUGUCAAGGCAGCAAUAGCAGGACAGUAGUAUGGAUGCGCUGAUGCUAAAAGGCUAAAAUACUGUAUUUGUCAUGCUAAAAUAUUUCAAUUUGAUUCAAGUGUUUUGAGGUUGAAACAAAACCCUUCUGCAUUAUCUGUGUUUUUUCACAUUUAUUGUAAGACGACCUCAAGUAGGAGGACUGUUCAAAAACACAACUGUUGAUUUAAAGGACCGUUUCAGCAUAAUUUUAUCUUGAGCUGAUUUUCCUGUAAAUGUUAAUUUUCACAAAUAUGUAAACAGCACAGAACUGGAACUUUGAAUUCUGGGAGAGUAAAUGCAUCGCUAUUAAGCAAAGUUAAAGGUACCCUGAAUAAUUUUUUACCAGUAGUAAAGGCGAACAGUGUUUUUGUGUGUUUUUGUAUCUCAAGACAACGAAUGAUUUGUUCCGGUGAGGAAAAGUGAAUGUUAACAUAAAUGUGUUUGUUUACAAGAAAAUUAGAGGGUACCCUUUUAAUCUAGGCAGGGGUUGUUUUUUUUAUUAUCAGUUUAUAAAUUUGUUCACCAUUUCAAACAUUUCAUAAUAACAGGAACACCAAAAGAAAUGAGACGGGAAGGGGCAUUGAAUUUAAAAGUGCAGUGUGUAGAAUUUAGUGGCAUCUAGCGCAACAGACUUGGCAGAAAUUAAGUAUAAUUUUCAGUACUGAUUAUAUUUUAAUGAGUGUAUAUUUACCUGAAAAUAAGAAUUGUUACAUUUUUGUUACAUUAGAAUGAGCACUUUAUAUCUUUCACAGAGCCCACCUUGUUGCACCGCCAUGUUUCUACAGUAGCCUAGAAUGGACGAACCAAACACCUUUUGCAUUUUUCACAAGUUUGGUUGCACUUUGCAGCCAUACCACUAGAUGCCACUAAAUCCGACACAGUGGUCCUUUAAUUUCCACUUCUUUUUUCUUUUCUUUUCUAUUUUUUGUAAAAAUGAAAUAUCAACCAGUAGCUCAUGUUUACUGUGUUCAUCAGUCACCAUCCAGUUAUUAAUUACAAAUUGAAAACGCUGCCCCUUUCUUUUAAUAUAUUUUAAUAAAUGUAGCAAAUGUGAUAACAGUAUAAAAUGAACUAAUGGGACAUAAAAAAACAACUUUGAUUACUUUUAGUUCUGUUUUGUUUAUUGAAUCAGAUCUAUACUUGGUAUCUGUUUGUUUACAGCCAACCACUGUGAAUUGUUACCAGCAGUGAUUUAAAAAAUACAUUAAAAAAAGAGGCAUUGGUGCAUCAACAGACUUUUUUUGCUAUCUGGUGUAAAUGAAGUAACUGUACUGAGCUGAUGAAGUGACCUGACCUGAGCAUGUACAAGUUAUGGAAUCAUUAACACAUGACUGAAUUUUGUUUUAGCAUUAAUGGCAAUAUAUACAAUAUAGCCCAAUGUACAGCUGAAUUAUAUGAUGCAGCUGAGUCUAUUUUGUGUAGAAGUUCAUUGAGGAGGUUCCAAUUAAUAUCUAAAUAACACCUUUUAGAAGGGAUUAUAGAUUUGCUAUGUAAAUCUGGCAUAACCAAACUGUAAGGAAUAUACUUUUUGCAAUUUGUAGUGUGUGGUUUAAAGAUGUUUAUUGGAACUCCAACGAUUGAUCUUCAAUGAAUUUACAUAUCCUUACUCAUAGCCAUUGUAAAAGCCCCAUCUUAUACUGUGUGCCUGCUGAUUUAUUGUUGCACUAUACGUAGCUCCACCCCUGGAAAUGUCUGCUGGGGGGAAAAAAAGAUUAAAUUUGCUUCUUUGUGUUGCCAAAAAUGACAAUAUUUCGUCUGGCGACGAGUUGGUUGAGACACAUUUUCUGCUUCAGUUCAGUUCUUUAAUGUUAAGAAAGGGAUCGUCUGCAAAACUAAAUCCAGGUUAAAUCCCCAAACAGGGACGGACAUGUACAAUGGCCAAAAAUUAAGAAGUGUGUAAAAAGGUGAGAGUACAAUUGAAAUGUUCCUACAUCAAACGUCCCCCUCCUUCCCUCCUGUGUUUCUUCCUCACAUUGAUUCACACAUGGAGAGUCUGAUUUGCAGCACAGGAAAAACCAGAUCAAUCAAACCUGGCUGAGAGUUUAAAAGUCAGACAACUAAUGAAAGUGUGAAUCUAACUUCUUUCUUUUAUUUCUGUUCCUCUUCAGUGUGUACUGUUUACGUUCAGAGUCCUUAUUGUACAUUUGGAUGUUAAUAACAUCUUGUAAUUAUACAAAAAAAAGCGUGUAUAUUGAUGUUGUUUUGAUGCAAUUAUCUUUACCUCAAAUGAUUUUUUUGAAUAUAUUGGACCAAUAAUAAAAAGAAGGAAUGCAUUUGA